CCAUGCCAUCUCUAUUCCUAUUGCUGCUAAAACCCAGAAGAAGCCCCUGUUAUACCAGCCUGAUUAUCUAAAUGAAGAGGAACGUCUUACUCCCACUGGGGGGAAGAAGAUCAGCAAUCGCAUUGCGGACAUACUCGUCACUCUGCGAUCGACUGCAUCGCGAAUUAACAUCACGGAUACUGCCUUUGAACUUUGAUUAUCUACAUACCCAGCCUUCCCAUCUCCUGAGCUUGACAUUAGCUGACCUUCUUCCGGGGACUCUUGUAUCGUCGUGUGUUCAUACGGCUCUCCCCUCAGUCACCCGUGCAUUUCGUAUGCCGGCUGGCCAUCAUUUGGCUUAUUUUCCUCCGCAGGUUACGCUAUCACAGUUACUACCAGAUGGCACUGAUGUCUUACAUAGUCCCGGUGGACCUUUUGAGAGGCGUCUAUGGGCUGGUGGAAGUGUCAGAUUUCCUGUCACAAGAGGUCUGAUUCUCAACGGCGCCCGAGCUGUCUGUAUCGAAACAAUUCGUGACGUGAUGGUCAAAGGACGUGAAGGGGCAGAGAAAGUGAUGGUUAAAAUAGAGAGGCGAAUGGCCGUGGUACAGGAGGGGGAAGAGGAGGGCAGUAUCAGAGAGCGGAUAUGGAAGGAUACCGAAGACGAAAUUGGGCAUGCUGCGGUCAUUGAAAGUAGGAAUCUGGUUUUUAUGCGGAAAAAAACACAAGGUGAACUGAAUUAUGACAAGAUGAAUUUUGAUACCUGUCAGAGAGUUAUAAAACCACCUCCUAGCCCCGAAUAUCGCCUUAAAGUCAAGCCGACAAAAUCAUUACUGUUUCGCUUCUCUGCUCUCACAUUCAAUGCUCAUUCCAUUCACCUGGACGAGGCUUAUACUCGGAAUGUAGAAGGUUUCCGGAACCUUCUUGUGCAUGGACCGUUGACUCUGACACUGUUGCUCACUGUCCUUGAAGCACAUCUCGCCAAAUCAGACCAAAUCAUCACAGCAUUUGACUAUCGAAAUGUGGCUCCUCUUUAUGUUGAUGAGCCUCUAACCAUUUGUGGCAAGCCAAAGUCUGGAAAGGACGAUGUAUGGGAUCUAUGGAUUGAAGGAAAGAACGGAGGCCUGGCAGUACGCGGUACUGCGUUUACAGGCCCAGGGUAGGGAAUGGGCUUCGCGUCUUUGGAUCACCACUAGCACUCUGCCGAUAUAAAGCUUCUCGGCACAAGCUAACGUGCAGCCCAUUGGGUAAGGCAUUAUAUAUUCAUGUUUCCAGCAGAUGUAAAACCGCGAGAUGGAGCAAAGCGCUGGUAUAGAAGUUCGGCCGUCAUGCUAUGACCUUAAUUACUUCCACAACUAUGCAGCUCAAACCAUUUAUUCAUCGUCAAAUUAUUUAUAGAAGCUAUGGGAAGUCA
Molecule: messenger RNA, 1390 nt
Organism: Aspergillus caelatus
Lineage: Eukaryota; Fungi; Ascomycota; Eurotiomycetes; Eurotiales; Aspergillaceae
Exons: 2
Coding region: 72-1139 (355 amino acids)
Cellular component (GO): mitochondrion
Molecular function (GO): (3R)-hydroxyacyl-[acyl-carrier-protein] dehydratase activity
Source: RefSeq, a predicted model, not a curated record